This is a messenger RNA of Penicillium alfredii, 1554 nucleotides long. RefSeq names its product chromatin-binding transcription regulator ADA2 (gene adaB). Bases 1 to 1554 code for a protein of 517 amino acids. Gene Ontology annotation, cellular component: nucleus; SAGA-type complex. Gene Ontology annotation, biological process: chromatin remodeling; regulation of transcription by RNA polymerase II. The record is from RefSeq and is a predicted model, not a curated record. Lineage: Eukaryota; Fungi; Ascomycota; Eurotiomycetes; Eurotiales; Aspergillaceae. Gene Ontology annotation, molecular function: chromatin binding; protein binding; zinc ion binding. The transcript is spliced from 3 exons.
AUGGGUGUAAUACGCAAGAAGACCGCCUCGCGCGGCACCGAGGCUGGUACUAAGUUCCAUUGCGAUGUGUGCUCGGUCGAUGUCACAUCGACGGUACGCAUCUCGUGCGCGCAUCCUGCGUGCCAUGAAUACGACCUCUGCGUCCCCUGUUUCGCCGCCGGAGAGAAUUCGAAGAACCAUGACCCGGCCACACAUCCGUUUCAAGUGAUUGAACAGAACUCAGUCCCGAUUUUCCAGGAUGACUGGGGGGCAGACGAGGAGCUGUUGCUGUUGGAAGGCGCGGAGAUCUACGGGCUGGGCUCAUGGGCAGACAUCUCAGACCACAUUGGCGGCUACCGUGGCAAGGAUGAGGUACGCGACCACUACGUCAAUACAUUUGUGGACAGCCGACACUUCCCACUGCCAGACCGGGCAGACCCGGCGGACACGGAUCUCCAAGAAACCAUCUCCAAGGAGGAAUUCCAGUCACGCAAGAAACGACGAAUCGAGGAGCGCAAGGAGGCGGCCAAGGCAGCGCCGCCCACAACACCGAAGCAAAAGCCGACUGCCAGUGUGCCAGCAUGCCACGAGGUGCAGGGCUAUAUGCCGGGUCGUUUGGAGUUUGAGACCGAGUUCGUGAACGAGGCAGAGGAAGCCGUCCAGCACAUGCAAUUCGAACCGGGGGCGGGUAUCAACGCCGACGGCGAAAUGGAUGCUGAGGCGGAGCUCAAGAUGACUGUUGUUGACAUUUACAACUCGCGACUUACGGCACGCACCGAGCGGAAGAAGAUUCUAUUCGAGCAUAACCUUCUGGAAUACCGGAAGAACACUGCACUUGACAAGAAGCGGUCCAAGGAAGAGCGCGACCUACUGAACAAGGCGAAGCCCUUGGCGCGGAUGAUGAAUCGCAAGGACUUUGAGGAUGUCAACCGGGGUCUGGAGUACGAGCACAACCUUCGCCUUGCCAUUUCACAGCUGCAGGAAUGGCGGCAGAUGGGGAUUGGCGAUUUGAAGGCGGGCGAGAAAUACGAACAGGAUAAGCAGCAACGUGCACAGCGAUUACUACCCCAGGGUUCUUUCGAUCGCUUUGCCAGCGCGCGGCCCAAGCAAUCGCAGCUGCCGGAGCUGCCGGCGGGUGCGACUCAAUUGACAACUCCCGACCUUCCGCUGCGGCUGCAAAAUGCAGCGAAUCCCAACAAGCCGCAGGAGCCUAACAACGUGCCUCUCAACGACUUCGACCGCGCCUUUGCUGUUGAUGGCGACGCGCCUCCACCCCAGCCAGCCAAGACUAAGUACGUGGUACCGCAGCUUAGUGGGGUGCCUCCAUGGAAGCUGGAUAGCGACAGUGCUGCGGAUCUGCACCUUCUGACGCAGGAAGAGACCGAAGUGUGCAACGUGCUCCGUCUCAUGCCCAAGCCGUAUUUGGUUGUGAAGGAGACGCUGCUGAAGGAAGCAAUGAAGCAAGGUGGCAAUCUGAAGAAGAAAGAUGCCCGCACGAUCUGCAAGAUCGAGGGCACCAAGGCCAGUCGCAUUUACGAUUUCAUGGUGCACAGCGGGUGGAUCAACAAGGCGUAG